GGUCAGAUCAGGACUAAACCAGUUUAAACCAGGUCCUCUGAGGUCACGCGCUGUAGAUAUUUUCUCUUUUUGGUUUAAGGUCACAUUUCAUGGACUUAUAGCCAAGUCUUUGUUUAGACCUGGCUUAGACCUGGUUUACUCCAAAUAAUUUAAUACAAAUUCCUUUAUGAAUUCUGUAGAUGUGCACAUUUACACAUCUAGCAUGACUGGAUAUGUUUCUUUAUGGUCGAUCUGUGCUUUUCGUGGCACAGAAGGGACUUUAAUAUUUUUACUGCACUAAAAUAGAUUAGGCUUUUGAAAAAACUAAUAGAUAAAGUGUGUAUGCAAGCUUACAACAUGCUUUGACAUGCACUUUUUGAAAUGAACUCUUCUGAAAUGCAUGUGGUUACUCAGGAUUGUAUCUGGGUUCAGUGGAGGAUGUGGCUCAUGUUUGAUUAUUAUUUGAAUGCGAUUUGACUCUCAUUUCAGUGCAAAUACCUGAAACUACUAAAGAUAUAGUACGUAUAUUUAGGUAUUUUAGGUUUAUGUAAGUAUUUUAUUAGGCAUUCAAAUUAUAAUUAAUUUGUUUAUCAGGAGAUUGAGAUGGUGAAAAAGUCUAAACCUGAACCAGGAUUAAUACUAUGACAAGUCAAUCUAAAAAGACUCAAACAGGUCGAGACAUAUACAAUAGAGUAUUUAAGGUGUAAUGAGUCUAAACCAGGACUAAAUCAGGUUACCCAGGUCUACUCAGGUCACGCACGUUAGACAUUUUCUCUUUUGGUUUUGUUUUGUGUCACUUAGUGUUGGACUAUUGCUAUGGUGCUGAAUAACAAAGGCUAAGGUCACAUUCUUUGGAAUUAUAGUUAAAUCUUUGUUUAGACCUGCCUUAGACCUGUUUUUGUUCUGUCGUAGAGCUGGUUUACUCCAAAUAAUUUAAUAUAAUUUUCUAAUAAAGUGUAUGAAUUCUGUAGAUGUGCACAUUUACACAUCUAUCAUGCUUGUAUGUUUUAAUGUUUGUUUAUGGUAGGUCUGAGCUUUCGUGUCUGUUUUAAUGUGAACUAGUGUGAGUUAUGAGGAGUUAUUUUGAAAACGUGCUCCCUCAGCCUGUUUUAUUGUUGUUGACUCUAGUUAAUGUAUAAUGAGUCCCUGAGGGUUUUGGAUCACAGCCCAGAGUCCAGAGGCCGCCAUUUGAAGAAUCAGCCAGAGACAUAUCAACUGUUGUGAGAAAGAUACUCAUUUGUUCAACUAUAUCAGAUGGAAACAUUCAUGAUUAGUUUUAGGUAAUGUCCUCCUUAAGAGUUCAUUUGCAAAAACAAAUAUAUAUGACAAUAUAGUGGAGUGGACUCACCCUGGCAGCACAGGAUCAGGCCUUGAGCACCAGGGCAAUAGAGGCCAAGAUCUACAAAGACCAAGUGUAAAGAGGUCCCUGAGACAGUUCAGGCUAGAACAUAACCAAGAUAAGAGGUAACCAAAGUAACCAAGAUAACCAAGGCAAGAUGCUGGCGGGUAGAACAAACAUGGAGCAGCACAACAUAGUGUACAGAAACAUCAGUGCAGAGUACAGACUGGGGACUCCACGGUCAAAGUGGGGAAUCUGUGGUGCCUGUGGUCAUUGGAACACUGGAGGACGCCACAGCAGAUCCCAGAAAAACAUCAGACAUCUCAGUCCAGAAGAGUGCAAUACCAGGAGUGCCCAGGCCCCUGGUAGGUCCUAUUGCUUCAAUGAAUGAGUCUCUCUGAGGGUGAGUCCAGACCAGUCCCAGUUCUUCAGUCGGGACAAAGUGUCUCUGAGCUGUGGAGACAUUGGACCCUGGGCUCUGAAGAGGAACACCAGCACAGAACAGAACAAGGCCUGUUCUGAAUGGGGGGCAGAUAUAAAAGGUUCUUCAUGCUCAAUGGCCCUGUUUCCCAUGGACUCUGGUGUGUACUGGUGUGAGAGGGACGGCAGCUCUACAGAGCCUGUAAACAUCACUGUUCGAGACAGGGGCGUGAUUCUGCAGGUGCCUGUGCUCCCUGUGUCUGUGGGACAAACUGUCAAUCUGACCUGUCGACAUCAGACUGACCCCGCCCUCCCAGCCCGUUUCUAUAGAGACGAACACUUCCUGUCGGAGCAGCCCGCAGGUCACAUGACCCUCCAGCAGGUGGCAAUGUUUGAUGAAGGCCUGUACCAGUGUGAGAUGAGAGGAGAGAAGUCACUGCCCAGUCGACUCCGGGUCAGAGCAGAUGAGAAAGUCCAUGUGAGCAGCCCCCCUCCAUCAGUGCAGCCUUCAGCCCAGUCUCCUGUCUCUCCUCUGGGCUCCUGGUCUCUGGUGCUGGGUUUGAUCGUCGGCUCAGUCCUGAUCCUUCUGGUUCUGCUGGUCCUGGUGGUGAGACGGUGCCAGAGACACACAGUCGAUGCCUGUCCAGAGGAGGAUGGAACUGAUGAUGUCACAUACAGCCACAUAUUACAUCAGCAGCAGAGGCAGCCAGUCAGACGCACAGAGAAAGAGAAGAAUCCGGUUUAUUCCUCUGUGAAAACUGCAGACGUCUGCUACUCUUCCAUCACCAUCAAAAAGACCAGAGGUAAAGGCCCAGGCAGACUCACAAAAAGAGAGACUGAGGAGAGUCCAGUUUACUCCUCUGUGAAAACUGAAGAUGUCUGCUACUCUCCCAUCACCAUCAACCAGACCAGAGAUCCAGCUACGAGGACCAAAGAAAGAACGCAAGGACAAAAAGAUCCAAGUCCCUACGCACAAAUCAGAGUCCGGACUAACCUGGAUUAAACCUUGAGACCUGAAGUCUCAAAUAAACCAGGACUAAACCAAGUCUCAAGUAAACCAGGACUAAUGCUACUAUCCCAUUGUCCUAGGACUUUCUGAGUUGUAAAUUCAAUCUGGGACACCCUUCCAUUUUAGAAUUCUGACUUGGAAACUCAGAGUUACAUAUGAAUUAAUUUUAUUUAAGUGUCAUGCACUCAUGUGCCCAGCCCAUAUGGGCUUUUAUGGCACUAUUAUCAAUAUACAUAAAGGAAGACGUCCAUUAAAAAUUCAGAACACAAAAUCCAACAGUCAUAAGUAAAUCACCCCCUAUCCGUG
This is a messenger RNA of Boleophthalmus pectinirostris (great blue-spotted mudskipper), 3053 nucleotides long. RefSeq names its product low affinity immunoglobulin gamma Fc region receptor II-like. Bases 1875 to 2741 code for a protein of 288 amino acids. The transcript is spliced from 9 exons. Lineage: Eukaryota; Metazoa; Chordata; Actinopteri; Gobiiformes; Gobiidae. Gene Ontology annotation, biological process: cell surface receptor signaling pathway. Gene Ontology annotation, molecular function: transmembrane signaling receptor activity. The record is from RefSeq and is a predicted model, not a curated record.